Parastagonospora nodorum SN15 is the source of this 405-nucleotide messenger RNA. RefSeq lists its product as hypothetical. Bases 1 to 405 code for a protein of 134 amino acids. The record is from RefSeq and is a predicted model, not a curated record. NCBI's taxonomy places the organism in Eukaryota, Fungi, Ascomycota, Dothideomycetes, Pleosporales, Phaeosphaeriaceae. The transcript has a single exon.
AUGUCCCUCAACUCCUUGAUCGAAUCCCGCGAGGAUGGCACGCCAAGCCCAUACCCGCUCGACAACGACAGCUGGCACACCUUGAGCAUUUUCGUUUCCUUCUUGGACUGGCAGGAGAUGGUUGAAGAGAGCCAGGCGAUGAUCGACCGCUGGAAGGCGCGGAUCGACGAGCUUCGCAGCGAGGGCGAGCUGGACCGGGCCGUGUUGCACAAGUUCCGCUUGGAGAGGUGGUUGCGCAUAGAUGCUAUGCUCUGGGGCAUCAUGGAGGCGUACGAAAACGCAUAUUUCCGCGCUUCUUACAGCGACUGUAAGAGCACGACCACCGUUGUAUCCGAGAGUGAAUCACUAAUAGUCCGAAUAGUCCCUUGCGAGCUGAACACCCGCGAAGAGAAUCCGUCGGGUUGA